Hyla sarda is the source of this 1682-nucleotide messenger RNA. RefSeq names its product cytochrome P450 2K4-like. The coding region runs from base 104 to 1576 and encodes 490 amino acids. Lineage: Eukaryota; Metazoa; Chordata; Amphibia; Anura; Hylidae. Gene Ontology annotation, molecular function: oxidoreductase activity, acting on paired donors, with incorporation or reduction of molecular oxygen, reduced flavin or flavoprotein as one donor, and incorporation of one atom of oxygen; iron ion binding; heme binding. The transcript is spliced from 10 exons. Gene Ontology annotation, cellular component: cytoplasm; intracellular membrane-bounded organelle. Gene Ontology annotation, biological process: xenobiotic metabolic process. The record is from RefSeq and is a predicted model, not a curated record.
ACGUGGAAAAACUAUAGAGUCACUGUGCAAGAAGAGAAGAGAGAAGAGCGGACAGUGUGUUUGGUGCGGUCCCUGCUGAGGGUCCCCAUAACUCCCCUUUACCAUGGAUCUGGUCACUGUUCUCCUGUCCAUCGUUGUCAUCCUCUUUUUGGCCAAUGUUUUCAGAAAUCAAAAACAAGGGAAAUACAAAAAUUUUCCACCUGGGCCAAAGCCUUUACCAAUCCUUGGAAAUAUCCUCAUGUUGGACAUGUCAAAACCUCAUAAUACAUUUUAUCAGCUGUCUAAGGAGUAUGGUUCAAUCUUCAGUAUACAUAUUGGCAUGACAAAAAUGGUGAUCCUAUGUGGUUACGACACCAUAAAAGACGCUUUGAUCAACAAUGCUGAAGUCUUCUCUGAAAGACCCCAUAGUCCUCUGUUUGCCAAGACGUCAAAGGGCCAUGGUAUUGUUUUUGCCAAUGGAGAGAACUGGAAAGUGAUGAGAAGAUUUACGCUCUCGACGCUGCGAGAUUAUGGAAUGGGGAAGAAAAGCAUCGAGAACAAGAUCACCGAGGAGGCCGAGUGUUUGGUGCAGAAGCUGAGAUCCUAUGAAGGAAAGCCCUUUGGCGACUUCACCAGUAUAAUUGGUGCUGUGACCAAUAUCAUUGUGGCCAUACUGCUCAGUAAAAGAUAUGACUACGAAGAUCCGACCAUACUGAGGCUUAUGCACUUAGUCAAUGAGAAUGUAAAACUUUUAGGAAGCCCGUGGGUCAGGCUGUACAACAGUUUUCCAGGCCUGAUGGAUCGGCUUCCUGGACCUCACAAGACAAUUUUUAAAAACACUGAAGAAUAUCAAGGUUUUAUCAGAAGGACCUUUACAAAAUAUAAGACAGAGCUAGAUGUGAAUGACCAGAGGAACCUUAUCGAUACCUUCUUAUUCAAACAACAAGAGGGAAAGCAGGAAUCCACUCUGUAUUACCACAAUGACAACCUGACUGUGCUCGUGGGAGAUCUGUUUGGUGCUGGAAUGGAGACCACGUCCACCACAUUGAGAUGGAGUAUUCUGCUGAUGAUGAAAUAUCCCAAAAUUCAAACAAAAGUACAAAAUGAAAUUGAUAAAGUGAUUGGAUCGGCUCAAGUUCAAAUGGAGCAUAGGAAACAAUUGCCGUAUACUGACGCCGUUGUUCAUGAGAUUCAGCGGUUUGGGGACAUUGCACCGAAUACUGUUCCACAUGUAGCUUCACAAGAUGUUACAUUCAAAGGAUAUUUUAUUCCAAAGGGAACUACUAUCCUCCCGGUGUUACAUUCUAUACAUAUGGACGAAGAAUACUUUGAGAAACCGAAGGAGUUUUAUCCAGAACACUUUCUAGACUCAGAAGGAAAAUUCAAAAAGAAUGAGGCCUUCAUCCCCUUCUCAAUAGGUAAACGAAGUUGCGCUGGCGAGACCUUGGCUAAAAUGGAGAUGUUUCUGUUUUUCACGACACUUGUGCAGCAUUUCACAUUCAAGGCCCCACCAGGAGCUAUACUGGACCUUACUCCUGCAUUUGGGUCUACAAACUCCCCCAAACCUUAUGAAGUCUGUGCAGUACCCCGUAGCUAGGAUAUGGGGUCUUUUAAUUCUUUAUUGGAAAAUUCUCUCUUUUUUUUUUUAUUAUUAUUUUUUACUAGGUUGCAAUGGAAUAAAAAGUAAAAUGAUUUUAUCACUC